GAUCGUUCGGUCAGCUAAAAAGGCUUAUUAGCCGUAGUUGGUUCGACAUCCUUUGAUGUUAUUAUUAAAUCUAUCAUAUAUUUUUUUACUAUGUAUAGUAUAAAAUUAUAUUUGUGCAUCGCGGCGACUUGCGUAUUUGUGUUUCUUGAAUUCCCAAAAUUUAAGGGAAAUGAGCACAGAUGUGGAAUUGAAGCCAGCGGCAACCUUAUCCAUCACAACCCCUGGUUAGUCUACUUGGAGUACUACGUGGGCGAUCAUCAGAAGGAAUACAGGUGUUCCGGCACGCUGAUCAGCCCUCGGCACGUUGUAACAGCAGCUCAUUGUGUCAGGAAAAUAAAGUUCACCCGUCUGGCGGCUCGUCUCGGCGACUAUGACGUGUCAACGGAGAAGGACUGCGUGACGGGCUUGUGCUCUGAUCUUACCCUGUCCAUCCAAGUUUCGGAGAUAAUCGUCCACCCCGACUACGAUGGAAAAGAAGGGGAUAUCGCGAUUCUGAAACUGGACACGGACGCGCCAUAUACAGACUUCAUUCGGCCCAUCUGCCUUCCAUCCAAUCCGAUUAAGGGCAACGUCACUCUUUACGCCACCGGCUGGGGGGAGAUCCCCACUAUAGGAAUGUACAGUAAUAUCAAGAAGAUCCUGCCAUUACCCAACUGGUCUCUCGAGCAAUGCCAUAGAGUCUUCGAGAAUCUGCCAGAUAAGGUGCUCUGUGCUGGAGGCGAAGAAGGCGUUGAUACUUGCCGCGGAGACUCUGGUGGCACUCUUGCUCUGGUGAAGGAGAGAGUGGAGUUCGUCGGAGUCACCAGCACUGGGUGCCAGCGAUGCGGAACCAAGGGCUUCCCAGCUGUAUACGUCAGUGUCUAUGACUACAUAGAUUGGAUAAGCUUGGUCACGAAACACUGAACUGCGAAUGAAUUGAUGACCAAGGAAUUUUCGAUCUUUUGAAUAAACAAAUUUUUCAUAAGAAAUAACCAGUCUAUAUAGAUAGAUAACCGUUGUACUAUACUGAGAUCUUACAACUCAUGUCUGAAGGUGGGUGGCGGAAUUUAC
This is a messenger RNA of Bombyx mandarina (wild silkworm), 1050 nucleotides long. RefSeq names its product CLIP domain-containing serine protease HP8. Gene Ontology annotation, biological process: proteolysis. The record is from RefSeq and is a predicted model, not a curated record. NCBI's taxonomy places the organism in Eukaryota, Metazoa, Arthropoda, Insecta, Lepidoptera, Bombycidae. Gene Ontology annotation, molecular function: serine-type endopeptidase activity.